AUGCACAUGCUGUCAUUCCGCGAAUUCCUUGCUCGUCCAUUCGCCGCCGUAGACGGGAAUUUCCCCAACUGGACCUCCAGCUCCUGGCCUGCUCCUUGUCUGGAGAAGAAGGGAUCCCUCGUCUGGUGGAUUCCGAUGGGGGCUUGCUUUGUACGGAGACAUUAUAAUUAUGGAAGAAUCUCCCCAGAAGCCCCAGCUGCCGGGAGGUCCCCGGGUGACGACCCCCAGCGGGCCAACAAGAUGAGGGUGAUUACAGCUCGCCCCAGAGACAGAGGCGUGGGAGUGGGAGUGACACAUGGCUUUGUGGGCUGCGCUGGCUGUGAAGACGAGACACUCACGCCGUGUUGUCUUGGGUCUUUGGACCAUCAUUGUCGAAUCCGGGGCGACGCAAUUGUCGUAGACGCCGGCUUCCACCCCCUCGGGGACAUCAACUGCUACGUAAUCCUCGUGGUGGCUUACCUUUGCCUUUACCCCUCUUCAUGGAGAGUCUUGCAUCCCACGCCGGCGAUGCGUGAUUGGGUUUCUAGUAGGCUGGCCGACGGCCAACGCCUACCCAAACCAUCGGAGGUAGACUUUGGUGGUAUUUUGGUAUACGCUUAUGAGUUUUGGGUCUGGUCCACGAUGGAUGUCUCUGUCCGUGCUUCCCUCUUCGACUCAGGGUCACUCGGUCACUCAGUCACUCAGGGACACUCAAGGACCCCAUUGCCCUCGUCCUUCGAGAUCCCAAGGCAGCUCAGGGCACACAAAAUGAUCAACCCUAACGAUCAACGGUUGUCGUCCAGCCCAAGUGGCAAAGUCACCCGAGAAAGCCCUGCGUGCAGCCUGCGUGCAACCUGCGUGCAGGAUUGGGACGUGCAGGGACCUGGCAUCACUGUGCACCGUGCCAGAUGCCACGGCUCUGCCAGACAUACCACUGCCGCUAACAGGGUGUCCCUGCGCCAGGGUCGAGGCGCUGGCACGGUUGCUGAGGCUCCUACAAGGCCCCCCAAAGCCUGGGUCUGCCCCGCCCGCCAAAUCCAGCUUGGCCCCUUUUGGCCCAGUUCGGCCCAUCCCACGUCCACUCGGCCAUCUUCCUCCCAACCCACUCGGCCAUCUCCAUCAUCUUCAUCCGGCUACGGGCCACAGUCCACGCGCUACUCCCUCCACAGACCCCUCCUCCUACAACUUGCUUUUCCUUUUUGUCCACUCCGCCAGGAUCCGUCGGCCAUCGUCUCUCCGUCCUGUCGCCGCUCGCUGCUCGGCACCAGGCCCGUCCCAUUGUCCGUCGUGGGUUCCCUGCUCGCUCGCGGCUCGCCCACACUCAGCACCCUUGUUGGCCUGGCGCGCCCUGGCUCUCCCUGUCUUCCCGCCCCUCCCCCUGCUGUGGCUGGAUUCAGGCCAUUUCCAUCCAUUGCUCUUCUUCCCUGGCUCCCCAGCCCUGAGCCGACCUGGUUCAAUCAUCAUCUCACCCGUCUUCCCACUCCAAUACGCAUCCUUUCUACCUUGUCCAUUCUCCCUCACCGAGACAAGACAACACCCCCACGCCCGACUACUUCCUCUCCUGUUUCCCCCCGAACAAGAUGGAGUUUCUACCCCAGCUCAUCGACGCCAACAUGA
Messenger RNA from Ilyonectria robusta, 1596 nucleotides. RefSeq lists its product as uncharacterized. The transcript has 4 exons. Lineage: Eukaryota; Fungi; Ascomycota; Sordariomycetes; Hypocreales; Nectriaceae. The coding region runs from base 1 to 1596 and encodes 531 amino acids. The record is from RefSeq and is a predicted model, not a curated record.